UCCAUCAUGGAGCAGUUCAACCCCUGCUUGCGGAACUUCAUCGCGAUGGGAAAAAGCUACGAGAAGGCGCUAACGAGUGUCACAUACGCUGCAAAGGGCUACUUCGACGCUCUGGUGCGGAUGGGCGAGAUGGCCAGCGAAAGUCAAGGCUCUAAGGAUCUUGGGGAGGUUCUCUUUCAAAUGGCUGAAGUGCACAGACAGAUCCAGAUCCAGCUUGAAGAGAUGCUCAAGUCUUUCCACAACGAGCUGCUGACGGAGCUGGAGAAGAAGGUGGAGCUGGACGCACGCUACCUGAACGCUGCGCUGAAGAAGUACCAGAUGGAGCACAAGAGCAAAGGGGAGAGUUUGGAGAAGUGCCAGGCAGAGCUGAAGAAGCUGCGCCGAAAGAGCCAGGGCAGCAAGCACCCGUCCAAGUACGGAGACAAGGAGAUGCAGCCCGCCAAGAGCAAGACCACGAUGAUGGAGACCCGUACGCUGCCUCGGUCCAGCUCCAUGGCGGCAGGGCUGGAGAGGAACGGCAGAACCCGCGUCCAGGCCAUCUUCUCCCACGCGGCCGGCGACAACAGCACCCUGCUCAGCUUCAGCGAGGGCGACAUCAUCACCCUGCUGGUCCCUGAGGCCCGCGACGGGUGGCACUACGGCGAGAACGAGAAGACGAGGAUGCGUGGCUGGUUUCCUUUCUCCUACACCCGGGUGAUCGCUGAGCCUGACGCCGGUGACAUGAGGCAACUCAGAGUACACAACCUCCAUGGGAAAAGCAGCAGCACGGGAAACCUUCUAGAGAGAGAAGACAUGGCUCUCCCCAUGCCUGAUUACAGCAUCCACCAACGUAUGGCGGCACAGAGCGCUGCGGCGCUGCAUGGCAGACAACAACGCCCCUACAGCGUAGCAGUGCCAGGUUUCUCACAGCAAGGAGUUGAAGAGUAUGAGCCCCGCUUCCCCACAAGUUCCACAGAGGGCAAACUGAUUUCGACAGUGUGAGGACAGACAGACAAACAGGCACAGACUCAGCCAGAUGAUGCGAUAGGACAGGCAACCUCGCUGAACCCUCAACCAACCCCCUCAACCCCCCCCCCCCCCCAAACCUUCCCCUGCUAACGGCAAUAAACUCCUCCCCUCUUCCCUGAGCCAAUCAAUGCAAGGAAGAGGCUUGGGUCUUGUAUCUUUUCCCCCCUUUUUCCUCCCCCCCCUGCUCCCCACCCAACCCACCCCAACCUCCCGCUCCCUGUGCUGUGUAACUGGGCCACUGGUGAAGCCACGCCAAGCCAAACCAGAACAAAAAACGGACUCCGUGCCAUCCUAAAAACACUCAAAAAUCAAUGUGAUGGACAUUUUCUUUUGAGGAAAAUGUAUCUUUUGCUUGUCUUUCAUGCAUGUACAUUUCUUUUAUAUAUAUUAUAUAUCGCCAUGGAGGGGGGUUAUAAUCUUCCCCCCACCAAAGGAACCUGAUUUCCGCAAAUGUCAGCGCUCGCCAUCGGAAUGACAAUGUGAAGGAAUUGUAAGUCAGGGUGUAAAAAUUAAUGAUGUUGAUCCCUAAAAAAAGGAUUUUCAUAAUGUUUGAAAAAGAAAAGAAAAAGAGGAAACAAACAUUAAUCAAUAGUUUUACUGGGUCUUUCAGUAUUUAACAAUAACUUUACCUUUUCAUGCUGUGAGGUUUUUGUAUCCCUCUGAGAAAAGAGGUCUAUGUAUCACGAGUAGUGAACAGUUAAUGUAAAUGUUUUAACUUUAUGAAGUGGAGAACAUGUUACAGGAAUGUUUACUGUACAUAUAAUGUGCCAUACAAGAAGUGCUUGUCAUACAGUAUAUCUAUGAUCAGUUCAUAAACAAGAAAAACAAUAACAACUACGCACCUUAUGAAAGUAAUACUCUAUAUUUCUGACUUUCUGUAACAAACUUAAUGUGACAGUUUUUUGGUAUAUAGGCCUUUGAACUUCUCCAACUUCUUUAUGGAGGGACACUGUGCUCAGACACACAAACCCAGGUGCUCGGGGUCCUUUGACUAUCUAUUGUGGUGUGUGUGUGAGAGUUUGAAUGUAUGUGUGUGAAUAUCAUGCCAAGGCUGAAUGGGAUCAACUAACCCUCAUCCCUGAGAGAGAUGCAACAAGGCUACAUGUCGGGUUUAUUAAUCAUUAGUCGACCGACAGUAAAAGUGUCAAACAUUUUGUGGCUCCAGCUUCUCAAAUUUAAAAAACUGCUGCUUUUUUCUCCUCCUGUUUUUAUAUAUAUAUAUCAUUGAAAAUUGAAUAUCUUUAGACCAAACAAGACCGACUAAAUGAUUUCUAAUUCACAGAAAGAUAAUUUGCUGCUGAAAAAGAUCAAUACCUGCAACUCUAGUUCAUUUAACUAGUGUUCAUGCAUGAAAGAAAAGAGAACUGGUACUGCUGUUUGGCUCAGUGCACAUGAUAUCCAAACAUCGCUUUUACAUUUUCAAUCCUUUUUUUAAACAUUCGGACUCAUUGUAGUGCCUCUUACUAAAUUGAUUAAAUGUCAACGUAAAUUAUAUAUUUUUUAUUGCAACUUAAGACGUGUAAAUACUUAAAAUGAUUGUUAAUAACACACAUGCUGAUGACACAUUGACGUCAAGGCACAACAUUUAUCCGGUCUUGACAUUUCUAGCGCAGCGCCUCUGCAGCCUCGACGGGGGGAGAGAGGAGUUAAUUUGAUGUUGAGACCUCAUUCAGCUUCCUUGUACUGUUGUCUCUGCAAUUAAAGGCUUGAUUUUAAAAAAACCUCCAGUGAGUAAAAAAGGCAUCAUGUUUUUGUUUUUUUUAAGGUAAAAGAAACUGUUUUUUUUCUCUGUGCUAAAUAAAAACGCUGAUCUGUUUUGUCUGUAUGUCGGUCCAGUCGGUGCCUGUCUAUACUAACCACUGUCCUGAUGUCCACUAACAAGCCCGCUAACAAAUUGAUUUUUCUCAUAUUGUCGGCUUUUAAAUCUCUUGAGGUUUUUUUUUUACGAUAAACAAACCUCAUCCGAAUGCCGACUUAACCAAAGAGAGGAGGUGAAAAUUGAAACUGUGCACCUCUCACAUGCAUCCUACUCUGCAAAAAUGUCCAUCUUUACAAAUUAUUUAAUGCAAUCAAGUGUUUUAAGCAGGCGGGGAGUUCCGGUCUUAAAAGUAACUUAAAACUGCAUUCUAUCAAAAGGCCACCAGGGGGCGACCGUUUUGGUGUCAAAAGGACUUCCGUCUCUAUACAAGGCAAUGGAGAAUUCACCAACUUCUCACUUGAUUUCUAACCUCAGUAAACGUUUUCAAAAUGUGUUUAUGGUCUCAAUCGCUAGUUUAAAGCCUUCUUCAAUGCAGUAUGAUGUUCAUUUGGGACAUUUUGGCCUCCCUGAUUUUAUAUGUGACGAUAAAGCAGGGUAUGCAUUAGGGCGUGGCUACGUGGUGAUUGACAGGUUGAUUGGUUCACAGGUUCAGGAGGGCGCCUCAUGCUCCUCCUGAUGCCCAUAUAAGUAGAAUCCCUGUUUUUAUUUUUCCCAGCAUGCACCUGAAAUUUUCAAGAUGGCGCUGCUCAGAUCCGAUACUAUUGGCCUCCGAGCAGCAGUCCACAAACCAAUGGGUGACGUCACAGAUGUUACGUCCAUUUCUCAUAUACAGUCUAUGAUUUUAAGCAGAUAUUUUUUACGGGUCACUUUUCUGACUCGUUUAAGAAAAAGAUUAAAUUGGCAACUCGAGUCAAGAUGGACUUUUUUUGCAUUGUAGAAACAUUGUCUGCUGUCUCUCUUCGCUCUCUUCUCCCUCCCCUCUCUAUUUGUUUGUGUGUGUGACCUGAACACUCGUCUUUCCCCCCCUGCAGCUUUGCCAACUCCCCCCUUUUUUUUUUCUUCCAUCUCUGUCUUGAUGAAUUUAGAGACAAAAGUCGAGAGCAAACGACUGGAAGCUGCCAGUGUUUCUUCUUUCUCCACUAACAAUAAGCCCAAGGUACGACUGCCAUCGCUGCAGAGAUAGCACACCAACCACCUGUGGCCAAAUAACUCCUUACAUCAACUGUGAUGAUGUGGUUUUAUUUUAAAAGGGGUUUUUUUGUUGUAAAAGAAUCUUUAAAGAAAAAUAUUUAAACAUAUUGUACAGAAGAUUUAUGCAUAUGCAUGCUUUGGGGGCACCAAAGAAGUGUAACAUUU
This is a messenger RNA of Scomber scombrus (Atlantic mackerel), 4123 nucleotides long. RefSeq names its product brain-specific angiogenesis inhibitor 1-associated protein 2-like. Gene Ontology annotation, biological process: plasma membrane organization; actin crosslink formation; positive regulation of actin filament polymerization. NCBI's taxonomy places the organism in Eukaryota, Metazoa, Chordata, Actinopteri, Scombriformes, Scombridae. The record is from RefSeq and is a predicted model, not a curated record. Gene Ontology annotation, cellular component: nucleoplasm; cytosol. Gene Ontology annotation, molecular function: protein binding; cytoskeletal adaptor activity.